AUGGCCGACGUGGAUAUGACUGAUAGUCCGGCGCCGCCGGCUGGAAAGAUCAAGGCCUCCAGGGCUGGGGCAAGCGGAGAUGCGUCGGAUGGCAAGAAGAGGUUCGAAGUCAAGAAGUGGAACGCGGUAGCUCUGUGGGCAUGGGAUAUCGUCGUGGACAACUGUGCCAUUUGCCGAAACCAUAUCAUGGACCUAUGCAUCGAGUGCCAAGCCAACCAAGCUUCAGCAACCAGCGAGGAGUGCACUGUAGCGUGGGGAAUCUGCAACCAUGCCUUCCAUUUCCACUGCAUAUCUCGUUGGCUCAAGACGCGACAGGUCUGCCCACUCGACAACCGAGACUGGGAGUUCCAGAAAUAUGGCCGAUAG
Messenger RNA from Mytilinidion resinicola, 366 nucleotides. RefSeq names its product putative RING-box protein 1a. Gene Ontology annotation, molecular function: ubiquitin protein ligase activity; zinc ion binding; cullin family protein binding. Gene Ontology annotation, cellular component: cullin-RING ubiquitin ligase complex; nucleus. NCBI's taxonomy places the organism in Eukaryota, Fungi, Ascomycota, Dothideomycetes, Mytilinidiales, Mytilinidiaceae. Bases 1 to 366 code for a protein of 121 amino acids. Gene Ontology annotation, biological process: ubiquitin-dependent protein catabolic process; protein ubiquitination. The record is from RefSeq and is a predicted model, not a curated record. The transcript is spliced from 4 exons.